AGAGGCUCGGACAUGGAUCUAGGUAGACUCAGCACUGGCCCGUCUGAUAGAGAGCGGAAUUGUUUUUAAAUGUAAAAAAAACAACAACAAAAAACAAAACGAGAGGCCUUAGGGAAAACAACACGAAGGAAAUACCCAUCCCGGCACAAAACAUAAACUAGAUCAAUGGACUGAAUGAGGGCUGAAUGAAGACUGCUUAUAACGCCUAUCGAUGCCUGGCCAAGGAUCUGGAUGCCUACGCCAUGAACCCAGAGAUGACAAUGGACAGCAUUGGCAAUCUGCAUGGCGGACUGAGCCAUGACCAGGACUUGAUGAACAGCCACAGCCCCCAUCACAACCGGAACGCGGGGGCUUCUUUGCGGUUACAUCAGGAUCUGGCUGCUGCAUCGUCGCGGUCCGCCAUGGUGUCCAGCAUGGCAACGAUUCUGGACGGAGCCGGAGAGUACCGACCAGAAUUAUCGCAUCCGCUCCAUCACGCUAUGAGCAUGCCGUGUGAUACAUCCCCACCGGGGAUGGGUAUGAACGGCACAUACACCACGUUAACUCCACUUCAACCGUUACCCCCCAUUUCAACCGUUUCGGACAAAUUCCACCAUCCGCAUCACCAUCACCAUCACCAUCACCACCAGCGUCUCUCUGGGAACGUAAGCGGGAGUUUCACGCUGAUGCGGGACGAGAGGGGUUUACCAGCAAUGAACAACCUCUACAGUCACUAUCAUAAGGACAUGACCGGGAUGGGUCAGAGUUUAUCCCCCCUGGCCAGCAGCCCUCUUGGCAAUGGUUUGGGUUCUCUUCAUAAUACACAGCAAAACCUCCAUAACUAUGGCACUCAUGGGCACGACAAGAUGCUAAGCUCCAACUUCGAUGCCCACACUGCCAUGCUGUCCAGGGGUGAUCAACACCUCUCACGAGGCCUCGGUGGCCCCACGGCAGGUAUGAUGCCGCAUUUGAACGGGAUGCACCACACCGGGCACCCGGGCCACUCUCAAUCCCACGGGCCUGUGUUGGCUUCCAACCGGGACAGACCGCCCUCCUCCUCGGGACAACAAGGUAACAACUCGGGGCAGCUUGAAGAGAUCAAUACCAAAGAAGUGGCGCAAAGGAUCACAGCUGAACUGAAGCGGUAUAGCAUCCCCCAGGCUAUAUUCGCUCAGAGGGUGCUGUGUCGCUCGCAAGGCACCCUUUCAGACCUCUUAAGAAACCCCAAACCUUGGAGUAAACUUAAAUCUGGAAGGGAGACCUUUCGAAGGAUGUGGAAGUGGCUGCAGGAACCCGAGUUUCAGAGGAUGUCAGCCCUACGGCUUGCAGGUAAGACAAGGUACCAGUAGAGAGCACGCCAUGAUUGGGUCAAAUGGGAUGCAUUGUCAGACACUGACAACAUUGUGCACAGGGACCCAAAACUAUGGUAUGUCAAAAAAAAACGAAACAAAAAAAUAACAUGUAGUAAUGUUCGACAGAUAGAAAUAUACCUAGUGUAAUGUGUAAUUAGUUAGAUGUGUAUUUAGAGGGAAAUCCUUUUUUUGCCUUAAUGGAUUGAGAUUGGAUUAAUAUUAGACUGGGGUAUAUUCAGUAUUGGAUUAAAUGUGAUAUUGGAUUUGAGAAAUCCAAUUGUGGAUAAUAGUCUUUAAUAUGUGGUUUAAAGCCAUUUAAAGUUAAAGUUGGCCUACUUAUGCUAAUAGUAAGUAACAUUGUGAUGAAAACACACUAUUAUCUCAGACAUUUACCAGUUUAAAAUGAUGAGAGGAUGUUUAGAAAAGUAUAUAUAUAUUUUUUGCAUUUUGGUUUCUUUUGUCAGGAGGUAGGUUGAAGUGUGCAUGACAGUCUUACAUUAUCCAGUGAGAUGAUGAGUUCACCUGGCUUUGAGAUUCAAGAUAAAUUCGCCAAUGUUGUAAACUACGGUAUAAGGAUCUGUUUUACUGAGCAACAUGUGUCCCACUAUCACAGUGUGUUUACGUCUGUUUUCCAGUCUAGAUAACAGAAAAACGAGUAUGGCAGUAUUUCUCCUCCCCAGUUAAAGCGUGCUGCUGCUGAUGAUGAUGAUGAUGAUGAUGAUGAUGAUCUGCUAGCCAGGUCUGACUGGCCAAGCCAUCCAACAGUGACUCUCUGUUGAUCUCUGUACCACUUUUUGUUUCUUCAUCUUGAUGCUGUCAACACACUGGAUGUGUAAAGGGCAAUGUUUAUUGACCCUGCUCUCUUCUUAAACCAAACAGAGACUCACUUACUGGGUCACAUGCAGCCCCUCUCUGUCUCUAGACAAAAGCACUGAACCAACACCAUGCUUUUGGAUAUGUGAUGUUUUAGUAGCAAUCAAACUAUUUAACUUUUUCGGAAUCUUACUGGAUUAGUCAUUUUGUUUUAGGAUAAAUUUGUCGGCCAUAUUCUACUUAAAGCAACCAAGAUGCUGAACAGUUUGAAGACUAUGUGGUUGAUUAAAGCAACCAAGAUGCUGAACAGGUUGAAGACUAUGUGGUUGAUUAAAGCAACCAAGACGCUGAACAGGUUGACGACUAUGUGGUUGAUACCGUGCUAUAUGUAUCUGCAGUAGUGAGGAGUAUUAAUAAGAGUCACCAGUUGUCGUAGAAAAGCACAUAACUAAAAGUGCUUGUUGAUUCGUUUGGGUCUGAGCGUACCCUAGGUUGUGUGUGCGUGUGUGUGUGUCUGUGUGUGUCCAUCCCUAAUGCUACAUACUUGGUUAUAGGAAGGAGCAGGAUUUUAUUUUAUUUGAUCAAAAUCCCUCUGAGACUAUUUCCUCAUCAGUACAGUGACAUCACUAAAAGUCGAUGAAAAUGAACUGUGAUUGGUUGUUUCACAGGGCUCAUAAAUAAGUCUGGUUACAGACCUUUGGACGCUGGCCGGUGAUGUCAUCAUCACUAUGUGGACACUGUGAUUCCUAGAUAGGCUGCCAGACUCCCACCUUUAUCCUGCUGAUUAGAGAGAGAGAGAGAGAGAUAGAGCGAGAGAGAGAGAGAGGAGAAAUUCUGUGUCUGUGUCUGUGUCAAUCGGUGUGCGUGUCAGUCAGUGUGCGUGUGUGUGCGUGCAUGCAUUUAAACAAUCUCACAAUCUAUCCUUUGUGCAGUCUCUGAGAGGGAUGAAUGCUAUGAAAGUAUGUCAUUUAGACUCACAGUGCACAUGUAGAGUAUGACAUCUCUGUCUGUUGUUAGCAGAACGUGUCUGUCUUGUUAGCUGGAAGUGUCUGCUUGUCUGUUGGUAGCAGGAAGUGUCUGCCUGUCUGUUAGCAGGAAGUGUCUGUCUGCCUGUCUUAGCAGGACGUGUCUGUCUGCCUGUCUGUUAGCAGGAAGUGUCUGUCUGCCUGUCUGUUAGCAGGAAGU
Molecule: messenger RNA, 3329 nt
Organism: Oncorhynchus mykiss (rainbow trout)
Lineage: Eukaryota; Metazoa; Chordata; Actinopteri; Salmoniformes; Salmonidae
Source: RefSeq, a predicted model, not a curated record